Pieris macdunnoughi is the source of this 1764-nucleotide messenger RNA. The record is from the annotation of a GenBank genome assembly. Lineage: Eukaryota; Metazoa; Arthropoda; Insecta; Lepidoptera; Pieridae.
AUGUUUUCUGCACUGAAAAAGUUAACACGUAGCAAUGAUGAACGCUGCCCGGCUCCUCUACCCAUGUCUUCUUCUUUACAAAAAAAAUUUUCUAGAGGAGUUCAUUAUAACAUGAAAAUACUAAUAAAAGGAGACAGAAAUGUUGGAAAAUCUUGCCUCUUACAACGCCUCCAAGGAGGUUCUUUUAAAGAAGAAUAUACACCAACAGACCAAAUUCAAGUUGCCCCUAUUCACUGGACUUACAAGAAUACAGAUUUUAUAGUUAAGGUAGAAGUGUGGGAAGUUGUUGAUAAAGGGCGCACUAAGAAAAAAGCUCCUUUGGGCUUGAAAUUGGAAAACCAGACUGUUCCCAUACCAGAUGAAGGUCUUGAGACACCAGUAUUAGAUGCUACUUUUCUUGAUGUGUACAAAAAUGCUACUGGUGUUAUAUUGAUGUUGGAUAUUACUAAACCCUGGACUUUUGAUUAUGUUGUCAAAGAGCUCGGCAGGAUUCCAGCUGAUAUGCCAGUAAUGUUACUAGGCAAUCAUUGUGAUAUGCAACAUCACCGUCAAGUCCACUCCCAUCACAUUGAACAAGCAUUACAUAAUGCUAAAAUGACAAGGACUGCACCUAUUCGGUAUGCAGAGUCAUCAAUGAGAAAUGGUUUUGGUUUACGAUUUCUGCAUAAGUUCCUCAGUGUACCAUUUUUAAGACUGCAGAAGACAAGUUUACUGGAACAAUUACAAAGAAAUCAGAAAGAUAUAGAAGAGGUGGAACAAGAACUCAAUGAUUUUCAGAAAUCUGAUGAAUGCCACUACAAUACGUUUGUGGAGCGACUUGCAAACAAACGCCGUCAAAGUACUGAAACCGAGCCGCGGAUUAACGACAGGUCGCCGAGUAUUGUACUAGGCGCCGGGAAGCCCAUAGUACCGCCUAGUGUUAACCCACUCAUAGCCCAAUCGCUAAACGCGCCUCCAAAGCCACCAUCUUCUGAAGAGAAACCAAAACAGACAUCAUAUGUGAGCCAAGAGUUAACGAAUCCUAAAAAUAAUCAAGUCAGCAUGGACACCACGCCCUCGCGAAUACCACAGGAGAGUGGUCCAAGCACUCCAUCAGCAACAAACAUGUCGGUAUCAUCUUCGGGUGCCCUUGAUGAGUUUUACGCAGGUACAUUGGACACCAGCUUUCUGGAAGAUCUGGCACCUGUUAAUAACUCACAAGAUGUACAGGAAGAUAGCGAGAGCGAUGAAGAAAACACCAUAAAUCCAAGGGUUAUCAUAGACCAAGACGACCUUGACAUAGAUAGUAGUGAAAUUAAACCUGUGGUCACAGACUAUAAUACAGAUGAUAGUCUUGCAAACAUGUUUAAGCAAGCAACAAUAAGUAAAAAAGGGGAGGAAAGUUUAAGAAAUAUGUUUAAAAGUGAGGGUAGUUUGGAAAUUGAGGAUCAAAAUGAAGAGUUAUCUGUGGAAGAGGAGAAAAAUGUUAUUGCGCCAGAGUUAAGUGAGUACCCACUGUGGGCUGGCGAUUACAGUGCAAGGCGAUCACCUGAAGGGGGAGAAGACCCAGAGCCUACACCUAAAGAACCAGAUCAAAAGGAAAAGAAACAUAAAAAAAAGAAAUCGAAGGACAAAGACAAAGGCGACUACAGCGACCGCUCAGAAAAGAAAGAGAAGAAACACAAGCGAAAGAAGUCACGAACAGAGAAAAAUGGAAAUAGCCAACAAGGACUUUUGGCCCCAACUGUGGCGGAAUUUAAUUAUGAAGAAUACGAUAGCAUUUAG